AUGCGCAGAUGUCGGUUUCUAGAUCAGCACCCAUGUCACCCACCAUCCAGGAGUCAGGGUCCGGCUAGCAUCCGUCGUAAAAACGAAUUGGAUAGGCAGCUUCAAACGAAUUUUGACGUGCAGAAUGACAAAAGGUUGGGCUUCUUCACGGCUGGUGGCGUGGCGGAGUUCCUAAGACGAAACAACACGGAAUACGGAGUACAGAUUGCUCAAGGGAGAAAACCAAAUCUCUGGGGCCGAUUCUUCGCGUUACGGAAGCAACCGCCGCCAGAUGCAUUAAAGGAUUCUUGCCCCGGUCGAGUCGUGGAGCACAUCGAUGUCGAGUCCAUGCAAGGUGCCUGCUGUUUGGGAUCAAUCAGUAAAGUAGCCGACAAUUCAGUGAUUCUAUAUUGGCUCGAAGCCAAAAUCCCGCUGCUGCGUCUGCAUGAAGGCAACGGCCUCAGACUCCGUUCAGAUGCAUGA
Molecule: messenger RNA, 462 nt
Organism: Aspergillus ochraceoroseus IBT 24754
Lineage: Eukaryota; Fungi; Ascomycota; Eurotiomycetes; Eurotiales; Aspergillaceae
Exons: 3
Coding region: 1-462 (153 amino acids)
Source: RefSeq, a predicted model, not a curated record